Molecule: messenger RNA, 11772 nt
Organism: Dendronephthya gigantea
Lineage: Eukaryota; Metazoa; Cnidaria; Anthozoa; Malacalcyonacea; Nephtheidae
Exons: 2
Coding region: 108-11753 (3881 amino acids)
Molecular function (GO): ATP binding; ATP hydrolysis activity; ubiquitin-protein transferase activity
Source: RefSeq, a predicted model, not a curated record
AUAAAACUGGAAAAAAUAUUUGUCAACAGCUGGAAAAGUGCAUUAGGAAAGGCGAUAUAUCAAUACAGUUUUUGGAAUUAGUCAACAAAAAGAAAGAAAAGGUUUCCAUGCUGUGCGCUUGUGUGCUGAGUAAGUCUAAGCCAAAGUGUCACUUGACAGAUCUUCAAAAGCCAAUUUUAAUUAAAAUCUCCGAGUUGACGCAUCUUAAGAAGGAUUUCGACCGAAAAUUUGAAUUGCUGGAAUCUGCAAUCAACCAUGGAAAGAAAAUAUCGCAUGAUGUUUCUACUGUUCAAGGAAUCGAGACCGUCAUCCUGACAGUCAAUAACCUGAAAGAAAAGAUGUGUACAGUGAAGGUAAACGAGUUGAAUCAUGAUGAGGUUUGGGGAGAUUUACUUCCUUUAUUAGGCCCUGCAAAAACAAUACAACCUUUGGUAAAUUCGCUGUCCUUUAUGAUCGUCGCUAAAAAGGGCCUGGAAGAUUUACGUGAUUCGGAUAUAGACGAGGAUGGGAGCGAACUAACAGAGUUUAAUUUCAAAUCAUUCAUUGAUUAUCUGACAACCACCGCAAUUGAACACUUUCAGUUGCAAUGGAAUCCCGUGUUCAAUGAUUCUGGAUCGCUUAGUGUUGAGACCAUGAUGAUGUUACUUGGCUCGUUGAAGGAUCAACACGUACUUGAUAAAGAGCUUAAAUUACUAGAAGUAUAUUUCAGGCGAACUUUUUCUUCUUUUAGUAAAGAAUGCAUUCAGGGUUAUGUAAGAUAUUCACAUGUCUUGGAACAAGUUCAGCAUGCCAUUGUAACGCUAAAUAUAUUUGGAUUAGCAGAUGCUUCAAGUGAAACGAUGAAAUCGCUUCUACAUUUCCAAGCAGUCUCAGAGAAAAGUGAUGAGCUCACUCUUAAAUCGCUGUACCAAUCAAUGGAAGAAGUGAAAAGAAUAGUUUCGUCCUUUUCUGGCGAGGAGCUAGACUGUGUAAUUGAAAGCUUGUCAAGAUCCAGUGAAUUGCUAGAAUUUAUAGAAGAGAUCGUUGACGAAGACAUCCUUUUUCUAAUUGAUGCAGUUGAAGAACAUUUUGAUCAGUUUGUACCCGAGUCGUCUGUUUCCGACCUUAUUGAAGUCCACGGAUUCUUAGCACCUUUGAUUAAGAAGAGAAAAGACAAAUGUAAUCCACAACACUUUUUGGAGAUGUUAAAAAACUCUUGCCUUGGUCAUAAAGGCAUAGCUGCAAAGAUUCAUCAGUGCAGUAUAAACGUGAACAGUCUUCAUGGAUUGUACGCGAGCAUUGCAAAUCGAGGAGAGAUGACUAAAGAAAUCAUCAGAAAUUGCCUUAGCGGAGGAGAAUUCAUAAUGUCCCAAAAAGAUGGGAAAUGUGAAGUUAAAAUGAGUUACGAGUGCAGUGGAGAUAAAAGACGGAACUACUCAUUGUCAGACCUACACCAUUUACGAAGUCGCGCUCAUCUUAUCGUUACCUCCAACAAAAAUGCCAAGAAAGUUCAAACCUACAACUCGAGCAACAGAGGCGAGGACAUCAAUUUUGAUAAAUUUAUAUAUCAAGUUAAUCUUUUAACAGAGAUCUCCACUCUUCUAACAAAAUUGCGUUCCUCUGGGUAUGUGAAAUACCAAAACUAUUGGAGACGAAUGAAACCUAGCGAUGAUGAUCUCAAAACUACCAGGGAUGAAUUGCAGCGCGAUUUAAAUAACUGGGAUAACAUUCUAAGAAAAACACGCGGACGUUUCUACUUCCUUAAUUAUUACCGGUCUGAUCAACUUUGCACUAUCUUUAAUUUUUUGGUGAAUCGUGGGAGGAAUAAUUUUGACGAGGUUCUAUCUUUAAUCCAUUUUGUGGACAGACGGAUCACCGAGCAGCAGUUGAAGCAACACCAAAAUAUACAGUUGGAUUUGAAUUCAAUACCAAACGACAACCCAGAAUUACUGCUAUCGACCGUUGGUGAAGCAUUGGAAAAAAUCUUCAGAGAUCCACAUCCUGUCAUCAGACCAAUAUCAGAUGAUUUUCAAGGUCAAUCAGGCUCUAAACUGGAGGUUACCGUUACCCCAGGGGAAAUUUUUGUUGCGAGUUUGGAGGGAGAAAGUCCGUUAACAGCCAACGUCAUUCUUACACUAUACGAGAAUACUUCGAAUGCAUUUCCAGAGCCGUAUCAAAUCGUCUUUUGCAGUCCUCAAACAACUUGGGAGGAAAUACAUCUGCUACUUCAAAGAUGCUUUACGCAUUCGGUUUCCCCCCGUCACAAAAGCCUAUUUUGUAUCGCAAACGUUGAGUUGUUGUCGAAUGAAUUGCAGUUCAGAUUGGUUGACGAAAUAGAAGAGAAAUCAAAAUGUUAUCGAGCUACCAAAGAGAAUGGCGACUAUCAGCUUGCUUUAAUUUGUCGUGGUGGCGACCAUCAUCACAUUGUGGAACAGUUUGCUCAACAUUCACACAACAUUCCUGGUAUGACUGAUCUUGUUCUCACGCAACGUCUAAAAUCUGGUUGGCCAAAUGUAAAAAUGAUCACUUCAACGCUCCCUGGUCUUGGUAAAACAGAGCAUAUCAAACGCGAGGCACUAAAGAAUGGUUUCAACGUUGCUACAUUCUCCAUCAGCGGACCAUUUGAACCAAGAAAACUCAUUCAACGUCUAAAAGAACUCAAGUUAAUGGAAUACCAUUGCCUACACCUUGAUAUUGGGGAGGUAAACGACCCGUUGUCAUUGGACACAUUUCUAUUUCAACUUAUUCUCACAGGAAUGGUUUCAGCUGGAAAUCAGUUUUAUCAUCUUCCCAAAUUACACAUCUACAUUGAAAUAGCAAAUACGCUGAACGACAGGCUCCGAGAGUCUUUGGUGGUUGCAAAGUAUUUCACUCGUGUUCACUUGAUAUGGCUGGAUUACGAAGACUUUUUGGUCAGCCCUGAAAUCACAAGUAAUGUUCAAGUUGUUUGUCAGUACUUAGAUAUCUUCGAUCGAGGCUCGAUUGAAUCAAAGGAAGUUCAUUUCAGUGGCCCGAAAACGCCAAAGCCAUUGACAGCGAUUCGCUGUCGAGAGCUUCUAGCGAAGUACUUUGCGUCAGACGCUGAUAUCACCUUCACAACGCUCCACACAUUCCUAGCAGUGCUGGCUGUUCAACUUUUAAAGUUUUCUAGGAGUGUUUUCUUCAAAAUUGAAAAGCUUAAAACUAUGGUGGGCAAAGAAAUUCGGGGUGUCCGAAAUAUUCUUUUUCACGCCCUCUUGGAAGUAUCAAAGCAGUUCGCGUCCCGUGCUUUAACCACUUGUCGCUCAAGUCAUGCACGAAAACUUUCACAAAAAGAGUCAGCAAAAGCUCUAGACGAAGCGAUGGUAUCAAAUGUCAAGUUAGCUGAAGAUAUGGUAAAUCGGGUAAGGUGGAUGAUAAAAUGGGAAGACAACAACCAUUUGUUGGUCGUGUUUCAUGGUCGUAACACACAGGCAAUCACUGCUAUGUAUCGCGACAAAUCUGAUGUCCCUGCGAGCGUUGAAAAAUUGUUGAAGAGUCAAGACAUCAAAGGAUACAAAGAACUUGAAGACUUUAAGGUUUUAACUCAAGAACAACUACAAGAGAAAUUAGAGAAGAUAGCUUGCACAAAACCAGUUGCAAAAGAAAAUCCUUUGCUCCCAAAUUACGCAUUGACUCCGGAUAACAUCCUGAAGAUGAUACUAAUCAUAUUAAGAGUUCGUGUCAAUGUUCCGAUAAUAAUCAUGGGAGAAACCGGUUGUGGAAAAACAAGUUUGGUUCGUUAUCUGGCAUACACAUGUGGAGUACAAUUUUGUAAAUAUAAUUUUCAUGCUGGAAUAUCAGAAGAAGAAAUCAUCACAUUUAUCAAAGAGAAGGAUACCCAGGCCAGAAGCAUUCAAGAACAAAUAUGGAUUUUCUUGGAUGAAAUAAACACAUGUGACCAUCUAGGUUUGAUAAGUGAUAUCAUGUGUCAUCAUGCCUUACUUGGACGAAGACUGUCCAAUAAUCUUGUCUUCCUUGCAGCUUGCAACCCGUACACAUUACGACCCGAAGAGCAAAUUAGGACAGCGGGUCUCCAAGGUAAAAAUAUCACAGACGAUUAUUCCGAUCUCGUGUACCGUGUCAAUCCACUACCUGAAGCUAUGAUUGACUAUGUUUGGGACUAUGGCUCUCUAGGUUCGGAAGAUGAACAAGACUAUAUUCGGAGAAUGGUUCGGGUUCUACCGCAAGAUUAUAAAGAUUUGCUGGUAAAAUUGCUAUCUGCGUCACAAAAAUUUCUCCGGGAUGCUGAGAAGAACAGAUUUUGUGUGAGUUUACGUGAUGUGGACCGCUGCAUUCGCCUGAUUAGUUGGUUUCAUGACAUGACAGAGAAACGUCAAGAGCUAAAGAGUAGAAAAGAUAAAUGUCCCGACCGCCUUCAAGAAUACUUUUUGCUAUCUCGAGAAUACGACAAAAAAGCAAUGAUAAAGAGCAUUGUUCUCGCUCUUGCACAUUGUUAUUUAUCCAGACUGCCGACGGCAGAGUUGCGGAAGAAUUACCGACGGAAGAUGAUAGAUUUGUUUACACAAAACGGAACCAUGAUGACAUCUAAUGAAAACUUGGAUAGCUUUUCCGCCAUUGUACGUAUAGAAGAAGAAGAUUAUUUGGAUCGAAUGGAACUGCCCCCAGGAACAGCAAGAAACGCCGCUCUACGGGAGAACGUAUUUGUUAUGCUGGUUUGCAUUCUAAACAGAAUUCCAAUUUUUGUAGUUGGGAAGCCUGGAUGCAGCAAAUCAUUAUCCAUUCAACUGAUUCGAAGCAACCUACGCGGACGUGAUUCGCAAGAUCCUUGGUUCAAAAAGUUGCCUCAGCUUUAUGUCGUCUCGUAUCAAGGUUCAGAAUCAUCAACAUCAGAAGGAAUCAUAAAAGUGUUUGAAAAAGCACAAAAAUACAAAUCUCACAACAAAGAUGUCCUGCCUGUUGUUUUGCUUGAUGAAGUCGGAUUGGCUGAAAACUCGAAGUACAAUCCUCUCAAAGUUCUACACAGCCUGCUAGAACCUGGGGAUGGGAAAUUGCCAGAGGUUGCAGUCGUGGGUAUUUCAAAUUGGUCGUUAGAUGCAGCGAAGAUGAACAGAGCAAUUCAUCUGUCCAGACCUGAACCAACGAAAGAAGAUUUGUACGAGACUGGCUAUUCACUACAUUACGCUGAUGAUGGUGAUAACGGGAAAAAAUUGGGAAAGGAUGUGUUAAAGUCUUUAGCAGAAAGCUAUUUCGAAUACGAGACUACACAGACAAAGGGCAAUUUUCAUGGUCUGCGCGAUUACUACUCCUUGGUUAAGAGCGUAAAAGGUUGUAGCAACUUUAAAGCGGUCAACAUCUCAUUACAGCGUAAUUUUGGAGGAAUUCCUGAUGACGUAACCCACAUUCAGAAGAUUUUCCUCGACAGAUUGAAGAACAGCAUGAUUUCCAGUGACCAUGAUAUCAUCCCAGUAACUGAGUUAAUUCAAGCGAAUCUUGCAGAUCCCUAUGCACGUCACCUGAUGCUUAUAACAAGUGGAGAUUCGGCCAUUGGAAUUUUGAGGCAAUGUUUGUCCAGCCUAAAGAAAGAGACUAUCACAAUAUAUGGCAGUCGUUUUGAGGAAGAUUUGUCUGAAGAUUAUAACUACAGAAUCUUGAGCCGUAUAAUUCUCUGCAUGGAACAGGACUGUAUUCUGAUAUUACGAGAUCUGGAAAGUAUCUAUGGUAGUCUGUAUGAUAUGCUAAAUCAAAAUUACGCCGUCGUCGGAAACAGAAAGAAUUGUCGUGUUGCUCUUGGUGCUAACAGUAACCCGAUAUGCCAAGUAAACGACGGGUUUCGCUGUAUUGUGCUAGUUGAUCAACCCAAAGUAAAAUUCUCUGAUCCGCCAUUGCUUAACAGAUUUGAGAAACAAGUUCUGCGCUUCUCUGAUGUCCUGACUGAAGACGAACAGAAUGUUAUCACUGAACUUCUUCGAUGGGUCGAAGAAAUAUCCACUGUGGAAGGUUUGGAAUCAAAGUUUAGUAAAACAGAUAUGUUCAUUGGUUUCCACCAAGACACACUCUCAUCAUUGGUCUUGUCACAUCGUAAUAAAAAAGAUUGCGUUUUGAAGAAAUGCAAAGAUGACUUGAUGUGGAUAGCCUCUCCUGAUGGCGUACUUCGAGCGCGGAAAUGUAGUCUUUUUAGGGAAGACUCAGAAGAAGUGAGACAACUAACUGAGGACUAUUUCAAAAAACCAAUUCACCAAGGUUUUUCUGCAUUCAUUGAAUAUGUUAAGAACAAUCAUAAGAAAUCAUCUUUCUUUGCCAGUGAUGCGAUUGGAUCCAAGACAGUCGUAAUGACAUUUGCUAACAUUCAUACAGUAAUUCGUGUGGGAGAACAGUCGAAAUGUCAAGUUGAACGCUUAAGUGCUUACAAGUCCGAGAAGCAACUAGCUGAAAGUAUAAGUAAAUUUUGGAAUGCACCUAAUAAGGAAUUGUUAGUUUUGCAGUGUAAAUCAGAUUUGGAUGGCUUACAUUUGCUUCUUGCACGAUCAAUUAUUGAAGAAAAAAGAAAUGUUUACAAACAGUGUUCAUCUGGAUCAGGAACUCCAGUAUACAAGCAUGUAUGUAUCGUAGUGCAUGUACAACGUGGGGAAGCCGCUGAUAUUUCGUGGCAAUUCAGUUUCCUGUGUGGUUGGAGACUAGUAUUUCUCGAGGACCUGGAAGAUCAUCAUGUUUCCCUAAAUCAAAUACUUGGAAAAAGUGUUUCAGAUCUUCUCACAUCUCCUAUCUGGCCUCUUCGCAGGAUUGCACAACGUCAUCUUCUCUGGUGUUUCACCCGUAUCAAAUAUGUACGUAGCCAACGACGUCUGGAUACGUUUUUACACAUCGCAAACAAUCUUUUCAAUUCAGAAAGAGUUUCAAGAGAAAUUGAAUGUCUCAUUUUGCAGGCCAUUACUAUGGAUGCCCCCGAACAUGAUCAGAUAACUCACAAGACAGAAAGUUGGGAAGUUAAAGUUGCUUGUGAUCGGCAAUUAUUAUCUAAUUCAUGCACCCUUUACUGUGCCAUGGAACAGUUUGUCUCCAGGUUAGUCCGAAAUCCAUUGGCCAAAAUUGUUUACUUUCUUGAAAAAGAGAAUGCCUGGCCACCACAUAUAGCUGAUCGUAGCGGCUUCGAUAAAUCCCUAAUAUCAACCUUAGAAGAUCUGUGGUGUAAUUUCAUCAAAACCAACGUAAUUUUUCAAGCAUCAGACAUACCAGAGCCACUUGGAGCUGAAUCAUAUGUUCUUAACAGCAUAAGUCUUGAUCUUAAGUUACCUUUCAGCCAGGUACUUGUCAGAAAAGUCGACAAUGUCAAAGAACUUUUUUUAGAGGACAAAGCACAACUUGAAGAAAAUGAAGAUAAUUACGACAAAAAUAACCAGCUAAAGCAGACUGUUCAGCAACAACAGCAAAAAAAAUAUUCCAAGAUGAUCACAAACCUAGUUCCCCAAAUCCUCGUUUUUACAUUGGACUGUUGUAAAUUAUACAUGGAUGAUAUUUUUGAUAUGAUGACUGCUGACUUUAGCCCAAUAUUUAAUCGUUCUGAACGAGUUUCAAUAGCACAAGCAAUGUUUAUAUCGGAGGUCAAAUCAAAUUUGCCGGCAAAUGAUACAGCUGAGUUUUGUACGCUGCUGCAAACCUUUGUAUGGAUCUAUCGCGAACAGAUCCUUGAUUUGCUAAAAAUGGUUGAGUGCUGUUUGCCGUUUGUAGGAUUAAAUGUUUUAAAAAAUGUCACAGAUAACAUCUUCCACCACUUGCAGGUGACAUUCGUUAGACACCACGAGACAGGAGGAAGUUGUAAUGAUGACUCCCUGGGGAAGGAAACCGGAGUGAAUGAAAUAAAUGCGGUAAAAUUUCACUCUAAGUCCAAUAUAGAUGAGACAAUUAAAGAUGAGGAAGCUGAUGAUAAAGAAUUAGAGAGUUAUCCCAAAUUUUUGAAAAAUUUUGGAGACAGCAUGGUGACAGUAUACUGUGAAGAAAUGCUACCCUCGAAGGGCAAUGUGGAAAAGAAUGGCGGCCUUCGGCCAUGGUUGCGAAAUGCGAGCUUGCUUCUUUCACUAGCGUUCAAGAUUUGUGAAAAUUCACCAGCAUUCCAUUACCUACGUUCGUGCGUUGAUUUCUCGAAGAUCAUUCUAACGCUAACUGGGACACACACGUAUCUACGUUUUUUGUUUCAUUUGAACAAAAUCGCUGAGGAUCUUCGACCUGAAUAUCUAAAACACAAACGGUCGUUUGAAAUGAUAACCAACCAGCUACUCAAACCUUUGGAGGAAGAAAUAAAGGAUCGCACGCCCGAUAAACAAGAAGCAUUUCACAAAUUUUCAGCAUUGUUUUAUUGUCGGUGCAUCGAUACCCAUGCUAUUGGCAGUGGCGCUCGCCUAAUAGUUGAGCACUUUUUUUCAUUAAAGCAGUCAAAGUUUGUAAUGAGGAUGAGCCCUGUUAUCUUACGAUUACUUAUGGUGGAAGGCUCUUCUGGGGUAUUUAUCGAUAUAAUCACCAAUCCAGGCAUCAUCGAAGAAUUCCCUUGUCUUAAGAAUAUCGACGGAGUAUUAAAACAUCAUACAUCAUUGGUACAUCAUGACUCGUAUCCAACAGUAAUGAUUUGUGACCUAAUCCAACGUUUGCUAAAUUUUGAGGAGCAGUGUGAAUUUGAUGACCUUCACAGUUCUGAUUGCAAAGCACUCGCGCUUGCUAAAUCUUCAAAAGCGCUGAUAUCACAAUACAGCGAAGAUCAUUGUGGUCUAAGCCUACUUUCAGCCGUCGCAUUCCUUCGAGGACUCUUGAGAAUGGUUGCAAAAUUUGUUGUUAGAAACCCCAAUGUUUUGAAGGAAGACAGUCCAUAUGUUCAUUUGUUGACUGAAAUUAAUUCCCUCAUUAAUGGUCCAAAAUCUCCGUUGCAGUUAUUUUUUCUGAAACAAAUCAAAGAGGACACAAAUCUGUUUGAUUUACGAAAGUUAUUUAGCGAGAGCAGCACUUUUCCAACAAUAAAGGGAAUAUGGUGUGAUGAAAAAUGUAGAGACAAGGCAGUGUUUACAUCUGUAUUGAAGGACCCUGAAUAUGAAGAAGCAAAAGCGGCCUAUUGGAAAUUGAGCGAAAACGACGAUUCAUCUAUGAAAGCAUUUUUGACGAAAUGCUGUAGUUCUCCCCAUCAUGGUUUUGCUCUUGUUGGCAUUUUUAUAAAUAUGGUUUACCUAAAACGUGCCGUGAGAAAACUCACUGUUAAGGAAGAACAAUUGGUUGACUGGGUCGACAAAAACGUUUCAUCGAUUGAUGCGUCGUUGCCGGCGUUACUUCGGGAAACUUUUCUAAGAGUUGUAGGCCGUCGUGAGUUCAAUUGCUCAAAACUUCAACUGUCACCGCAAUCAUCAGUGGAGGAUGUAGAAAUAGCGUUACUUUUUGUUCACAUUGGCAGCGUUGUGGCAACUAGUGCAGCAAACGAAAAAUUACCAUUUUACCGUUAUAUUACCAACUCUGUCACAUUUGAACAGCCCUGUGUUCUCGCUCAUUGUCCAAAAGCACGUUCCGUGAUGGCAUACCCUCCAUCUGUUAAAGAAUCUAUCCAUGUUACAUGCUCGUGUGGUUUAAGGCUGGCUUUUAAAAGCAAUUCCAAUAAAAUAGUUUGUCCACAGUGUCGCGCAGCUCUUAGUAUACCCAAGACGGCAACCAUCGUAUCUGACGAAACGUCUUCGACAUUACCACCCUCCUGCGAUGAUUCAAGUCCAGAAUGGGAUCUCUGCACAAGGCACAUGCGCCCAGCAAUUUAUCGUGCCCUACACCUCAUCGUUUACUCUACCUUUUACGUUGGAAUAGCUCUUGGGAGUUCGAACGAGGAAAACCUAUCGAGUAUGUUAAACAAGUUACACGGAAUUGAUCCUGGGAGUGACUUAAGAGGUAUUUGUUUAAAGAUCAUCGAAGCUGAUUUAUCCUGUCUGAUGAAUAUCCUUAGUUGCAAAAAAGAUAUUGCAAUUAAAACUAUGCAUCUCGUAAUCGAAAAAAGUUCAGACCUUAUUAGUGGUAAACACCUCCUAGGAAACAACGACUGCUCAACGCCAAAAAUGUGUCAAGAGUGGGAAGCUGAAUUUUCAAAACAAAUAGAAGUAGUGUUUACGAAGUCAAGCAAAACGGAAAUCAAGCAGAUGUUAAAAUUACAACAGACGAAAGACAGUCAAGAAACAGAUAUACUGGACUGCCGCAUCUUGGAACUUGACGAUUAUCCAGACGACCCAGAAGAACAGAAAGCGCAACUUAAGAAUUUGUACCGUGUAAAAAGCAAUCCAAGUUUAGAAUUAUUUCGUGCAGCAUUCCUGUUCUCCCCAGAAGAGGUUCAGUUGAAACAUGGUUUCUUAACAUUGUUCUUUGCAAACUUUGAAAAAAUACAGAUAAUCAGAAACCUUCAUCACCUUAUGAAAUGGACUCGCCUAAUGUCAUCUGCAUUAACCCACCGCAUAAGCAGAAAAGAAGCACUAUUAAAGGACAUAGACGGUUUUAUGAAAGGUCAUCUUCCAGGUGAAAAACAGAAUUUAAACAUGCUAUUCGACAACUUCACGGAAGCAUGGAACGAAAUGUGCCCCUUUGUCAAUGAAGAGCUUAAGGAUAAAAGGGGGGAGAUGCCGCACAUAACAGAGACGAGUUGUGUAGCUUACUGUCUUACUGAGAGUGAUUGUGGUAUUUACCUUAAAACAGCUAUUAAAAUCCUCAUCGGCUACCAGAAUUUAAUUUUAGAUGCGGUCAUCUCUCUUUCAUCAUAUCAUCAUCCGGCUCUAACCUUUCUAGAAAAAGGAAACGCCAGCGCGAGUGGUAUCAUGUCCGUUUCCAUUCAGGACGUGAAGGACAAAGAAAUGAUCAAUUUCCAGUGGUCUGAUGAGUUUCUGCAAAAUGCACAAAACAAUCUUCAUUAUGGCAAAGGCAAAGAAAUUAUUUAUGAUUUAGAGCGAAUAGAAAUGGAACUUGCAGUAGAAAUCGCCUCUGGAAAGUGUUACUUAAGAGGAGCACUUAAUAAAUUUAUAUUUGCAAAGGAACUGUUUCAUUCCUGUGGCCCUUUAUUGACAGAGAUUCGGCCGAUAAUGAGUCCAACCGUACCAGAGGAAGUACGCAAAGGUCUGUCCAACCUGAAAGAACGGAAAAGCAAAGAAGCCCAGGAGCUUCUACAGCAUAUCGAAGUGCUAAUUUAUCUUCUUAAACAAAAAUUUAGAAAUUUCGACGAGAAUAUGUCUUUGGAAGAACUAAUUGAAAAAUGGGCAUCGGUAUUGCAAGAUGGUCACCGUUUUUCACCGUUUCCAGUAAAUUUGUUACCGGAACCUCAAAGUUCUAUUAAGAUUAAGCACAUUGCUGCUCUUUACGAAGCUGUUGAAGAUAUGCUUACAGAUGGCGUUAUCAACGGACUCGCUGAUAAAUUCCGAAAGGGGUUAACAGAGGAGAUGAAAGUGACCGUUACCACAAUGAUACGCAAAGAUAUUGAACAGCUGAAACCGCAGAACCUUUUGAAAGCACUGCGCCGCUUUGUGUUCCGCUAUCUUUCAUCCGACGCCUCUAGAUACUGGCCCGAAGAGAGUGCAACUUUAGAGUCUUGCUUGAGGGAACCUUCGCUGUGGUUUCCACUUCUACCACCAAGCCCAGAUGACAUUCCGCAAGAAAUUACUCUCAAAUACAUCCACUCAACUGCGGUGUAUCUUGAAAAAUUGGAAAAGGGCGGGAAAGGCAGCAGCAAAAUACCAGGCCUUCGAAAUAAUUCUUCGCAUGGACCACCUGGUCGACGUCGAAAAAUCUCCCGCACAUGAUUAGUGAGUGUCGAUUUAC